This is a messenger RNA of Olea europaea var. sylvestris, 2811 nucleotides long. RefSeq lists its product as uncharacterized. The transcript has 4 exons. Bases 1 to 2811 code for a protein of 936 amino acids. The record is from RefSeq and is a predicted model, not a curated record. Lineage: Eukaryota; Viridiplantae; Streptophyta; Magnoliopsida; Lamiales; Oleaceae.
AUGCAGCAACUACUGGACUCUUCACACUACUACAGCCGCCGCCGCAACCAACAAAACUACCACAGCUGCCGGUCGCCAGUCGCUCCUCACAGCACCGUGACUCCCACGGCGCCGCCAGACAGUAACUCCAGAGGCCGUGCAGUGGAUAUAUAUGGUCGCGUUACUGCAUCUAGCUCUAGUACCGUUGCCAUGGACCCUUCCCACAUUGAGGCUAUCACCCGACAGUUGGCACAAUUACAAAAUCAAUUAACGACUGUCCAAACUGAGUUAGCCGCUACGCGUGAGGAUAAUAGAGCCCUAACCGCUAGGGUAAACACUCUUGACCUAACCCAAUACUCAACUGAGACUGAAAAUUCUGACGCUUCCAUUAAUAGACCUCAUCGUCGUCCACAAGGUGGUCGACACCAUGCUAGACAUGAUCGUAGGGAAGGAAAUCAAGCUCGUGGACGCGAGCGGGAAUAUCAUCGUCAUGGUACACUAUCCCCCCCUCGCCACAAGGAGCGCCUCUUUCGAAAUAUUAAGUUAGAUGCCCCGACAUUUGAUAAUUGUCUAGAUCCUAGCGUAUUCAAUCAAUGGGUUAGGGAUAUGGAUCGCUUCUUUGCCUGCGUUGAGGACCUCCUAGAGAGGCGUCAUGCUUCCCCUAUUGGGAAUUGGGAUGAAAUGAAGCGUCGCUUUGAAGAAAAAUAUUUACCUCAAUCUUACAGGGGCAACUUGCUGGAUCAAUGGAACGCACUUACACAAAGCAAUCGACCUGUGACCGAAUAUGUUGCCCAGUUUGACGAGUUUCGAAUGAGAUGUCAGGUCGUUGAGGACGAAGUCAUGACUUUAAGUAGGUUUAGGCACGGCCUACGGGAUGAUCUUAGACGUGAGCUUGUUCUUCGAAGUGUCACCACUCUUGACCACGCCUACUCUUUCGUUCGGGAUUAUGAGUUAGUGACUAGGACACCGUACAGAAGUCAUAGUGACUCCCGCACUGCAACCUCUUCUGCAUCCACUCCAUCCCCUAAGUCUAUUCUAGGACCUCCUCCUUCUAAUACUACCCCUACAUCGGAUAGUAUAGGUAGAGGUUCUGAGGGUUUUGGUCACAUUGCUUCUAAGUGUCCUAGCCGAGCCCUAGUUUUGGAAGAGCGUGAAGGUAUAGUUGACGAGCCACUAGAGGAUCAGGUGUAUGAGCCUAAGUUAAAAGAGUUUGAUGACUUUGAGGAUAGUGAAGAUACCUUCUUGGGUUGUAUCCAGGCUAGUCCCCUUAUCCCACAUACACCUAGAGUCGGUGUCGUCCGUUGUACUCUUACCCAGCCGAGGGAUGCCAAUGAUUGGCGCCGUCAUGCCAUCUUUCACACUUACAUCAAGAUUAAUAAUAAGGGCUGUAAAGUCAUCGUGGAUAGUGGCAGCUGCAUUAAUGCGGUUUCGAUGGCUACUGUAUCCCAUCUAGGGUUGAAGUCUGUUCCUCACCCUCAACCAUACAGCGUCUCUUGGGUUGAUACCUCAUCCAUAGCUGUCAAGGAGCGUUGUUUAGUCCCUAUCCAGUUUCUCGAGUAUAAGGACCAUAUAUGGUGUGACAUCAUUUCAAUGGACGUCGGGCACAUCAUCUUGGGACGACCUUGGUUAUUUGACCUAGAUGUAACCAUCUAUGGUCAAUCCAAUUCCUGCUCCUUCGUGUUUAAUGGAAAGAAGAUUCACCUUAACCCACUGCCUCCGAAGCCUGUUGGCCCACUGGAAACGAAGAAAAGUGUGGAACGAAAUGGAUUGCAUAUCAUUAGUCCUACGGAGUUUGAGCGUACACUUGUUGGUGACUCAGUUGUCUUCGCUUUGGUGGUCAUGGAGGUCCCAUCACACUCCGCAAUAGAGAGCCCUGUUGAAGUCCUAUCGGUCAUCCAAGAGUUUCGAGACGUCUUUCCAGAGGACCUCCCUGAUCAACUACCUCCACUAAGGGAUAUUCAACAUGCCAUAGACUUCGUUCCGGGGGCAUCCCUCCCAAAUUUGCCUCAUUAUAGGAUGAAUCCUACCGAGCACGCUGAACUUCAAAGGCAAGUGGAUGAUCUCUUUCACAAGGGAUUCAUUCGUGAGAGUUUAAGCCGGUGUGCAGUCCCCGCCCUAUUGACGCCCAAAAAGGAUGGCUCUUGGCGAAUGUGUGUGGAUAGUCGCGCGAUCAAUAGGAUCACGGUGAAGUAUAGUUUUCCAAUUCCUAGACUUGACGAUAUGUUAGAUAUGAUGGUUGGUGCCACAAUCUUUUCAAAGAUUGAUCUGAAGAGUGGAUACCAUCAAAUUCGAAUUCGCCCAGGUGAUGAGUGGAAGACCGCGUUUAAGACGAAAGAUGGUCUUUAUGAAUGGCUGGUCAUGCCUUUUGGGCAUAGCAAUGCGCCAAGUAUCUUUAUGCGAGUAAUGACACAAACUCUCCGACCUUUCAUGGGUAAGUUUCUUGUUGUCUACUUUGAUGAUAUCCUCAUCUAUAGUAAGACUAAGGAGCAACACCUUGACCACCUCACGCAAGUUUGCUCUACCCUUCGUGCAACUAAUCUAUAUGCGAAUGUCAAGAAGUACUCCUUCUUCACUGAUACAGUCGUUUUUCUGGGGUUCAUUGUCUCUUCGACAGGGGUAUCCGCUGACCCUGCUAAGGUUCAGGCGAUUAUUGACUGGCCUAAGCCCAAAGUUAUUCAUGACGUCAGGAGCUUUCACGGCUUAGCUACGUUCUACCGUCGCUUUAUUAAGGGAUUUAGCACUAUUAUGGCGCCUAUUACGGAGUGCAUGAAGAAAGGGGAGUUUCAUUGGACACGAGAGGCGGCUAAGGCCUUUAAGUUAGUCAAGAAGUGA